UUUCUUUCAAAAAUCAAUUGGAAAUUGUCGAUUGCGAUUACUGUUUCAUCAACUCAGUUAUUAAUUAGCAAUUUCAAGUUUGCAGAGUUUGAAUUGGGCGAUGUAGUAAAUAGGCCUUGGCUGCUCUGUGUUAACGUUUGCUCUGUUUGGCGCCGCGGUCGUCGUUCGUUCCUUUUACUGGUUCGUUACUAGACAAAUGGAAGUGCGUUGUUUGGCUGUUUGCCUCGUCGGGCGCCAUUGUUGUUGAAAAAAUUACGUGAAAAAUUGGUUCGUUGGCAAAAUUGAUAUAUAAAAGUGAUGAAAGUGUGAACUGUUGAUUAUGCGUGACUUGCUGAUCAAUAAAUUGCCGGUCAGUGCAUGACUAGAAGGAAGAAAUGAGUGGUGUAAUGUUGUGAGGUGCGUUUCCGCUAAGUUUGCUCGGAUGAACUGGGUAUAAACUACGUCUAUAAGAAAUGGAAUUACACUCCUUUAAUCACGUGUGAAAUAAGUGUAUCAUAUUUAUUUCGAAAGGACGUUUUGUUUAUAUUCGUUGAAUGGAAAAGGAUAAACACAUUCCAAAUUACAUCGACUUGUGAGGAACUAAUUGCAAACUGUACAUUUUUAAAAGGAAAAAAACCGGGAAUCAUAACGAGAAAUUCGUGAAUAGUGGCCAACUUACCACAGCUGUUAAUAAACGCGUUUCAUGAACAUAUUAAUAGGAUAGUGAUCAAGUUACUCUGCUUUUUUUAAUAACAUACAUUUGUUUGUGACAUGAAAGAGUUUUUCAUAAACACUGGAUGAAUGGGAUUGCGUACAGCCUCGGUGAGGCGUUCCGAGGUGGUCAUGGCCCCAGCCUUAACCGAGACAACAGAAUCGCAAAAUUUUAAGCUGGCCCCCAAAAAUCAUUUUCAGUUGGCAACCCCAAUAAACAACUUAGAGGAGAAGAAUACUUUCUGCUUGGACAAGCAUAGCAAGUAUUUUGACGAGGAUGAUAAGAGUAUCAAGUUUAAUGGUAUAGAGAAUGGGUGUAAGAUAUAUGAUAACUUUGAACCAAAAAAAGCUCUAAGUCGAAGAAAUUCGGAAAUUUUAGAAGAAGCCUCGGAAAAUUGUACAAAACUUACAUUGAAUAUAAUGAAUAAUAGCUCACCAUCUAUGGGCGACCAAGAAGACAAAAUGGGCAUUCAAAAUAUGGAUUUAGAGACUGUUACAAUGUUGCAUAAAACAAAAAAUGUUUCAAAUGACGUUGAGCAGUUUCUGCAUAACCUGAGUUCAGAGUUACCUCCAAAUGACUGUUCCGGGGGUGAAAUACCAACAAAUGUCGACGAUAUAAUGCAAGUUAUAACAUCAAUGGAAGGUGGAAGUGAUAGAUUAGGCUCUGUGGCAACUAGUUUGAACGAUGAAGACUUUCCCAUUUCUGCCGGAGACUUGGCUCGUGAUUUGGCUUCUAGCUUAUUGUCCUUUGAAAAACAACUUCUGAAUGAUGUUGAUAUGAUGAAUAUGUCUAUAGAAGAUCAACAAGAUUGUGAAACAUCAGAAAGCAUUAAAGAAUUGCAGACAAAGGAGUUGAUAGCGGAAGCUCAGAAAAAACAAAUUGAAGUUCAAAGAAGACUAGACUUCUUGAAGAGACGUGUUUUAAAGGUUCAAUCUCGAAUAAUGGGACAGCAUGUGAGUGGAGAAAUAGCUGGUGUCUUCGAACAUGUUCAACGUUCGUUGAAAAGGUUGAAAGAUACUACUGUACAGGAAAACAUCAAUUCAUUAGAUAUUUCAUCAACGCCAAAUGCUUCUCUCCCUUUGCCAUUAUCAGAAACGCCGUUGGAAAAGGUGAUCAAGCCGAUGUCUCAAAGUUCUGCGAAGGUUUUAGUGAGGAAAUUGGAAGCAUCUUCAGUUAUUCAAGCUAACUCAGCAGCAAGACAGAAACAAGUUCCCAAGUAUUUUGGCUCGGGAUCCAUUGAACCGGCAACGUUUCGGACAAGUGUAUCUGGUCUGGUUGCGAUUCCCCCAUGGACACCUGAACAUAAACAGGAACUGCAAAAAGUUUCGGGUACACUCAAAUCUCAGUUACGGAUUGUGCAGUCAGAAAUUGAUUCUGAAGCAACAGACAGUAGUUCUGGUGGUGAAAGUUGUGAUGAAUUUCAGAAUUAUAACAAUCAGCAUCAGCAGUAUCUUAGCAUACAAAAACGAGCCUUAUGGAAGUACUCGACGGACCGGGCGGCGAUAGCGUCUCGUUGGACGUGGCUGCAGGUGCAGAUAUCGGACCUGGAGUACCGGAUCCGACAGCACACGGAGCUCCAACGUCAGAUACGCUCCACGAAGGGAAAGGUGACGUUGGACGGCCCCGAUCCCGUGUGUCCCGCGAGCCCGCCCGCCUCCCCGGCCGCCCUGAACGGGUAUCGCGGACAGCUGCCGGGCGCGUCCACGUCGGCCGACGCGUCCUCCAAACCUUCGCGGUCCGACGACGCAACGACCGCCGAUCCGACCGUUACCUCCACGACGACGACCGAGUAUCAGUGCGCGAGGACUAGGCCACUGGUGAAUUUCCGCAAGCGGAAGUUGCUGCAGACGGGCGGACUGCACGUCAUCUCGAAGAAGGCGGCGCGGCCGAGCACGGUGCGGUGCGGCUGUCCGGUGCCGGUCGCCCAUUGCGCGUUGUGCACGGGUCGCGCGGAUCCCACGCAUCCGCGCGACCAGCCGGAGGUGCUGAGCACGCCCGAGAAGGUGGCCCUUCUGGAUCCCUCCUAUCAUCCGGUGUUGUCGACGACUGAAGAUGUAUCCGAGGGUGUGCACUUGGAAGCCAUCAUGAAGAUGCCGGAGUGGCAGCAGAGGAGCGUCCGAAUGAAGACCAUGAAAGGCUACGCCAAGGGCGAGAGGUUGGACAAGACCUUGCUGGAUCAUCGUUCGAAGAAAUUGGAACAUCGAAAGAAGUACGGGAGGUUGCUGAAGCCCAGUACGAUAUCCGCCCUAACAGCCAAGAUCAAGAGCAAGAUCCGCGGGCGAAAGUCGAGCCGCCACCUGAACCGGCUCGGCAGGAAGAGGCUGCACUCGGCGGGCGUGCGAACCUCCCAGAUGCAAUCGUCCAACGACGGCCUGGACGACGAGGUGGAAUCGCUGAGCAACAGCGGCGCGUUUCCGCGAUCCGCGGGCGAGUCGCCCAGCUCGUCGCCCCUGCUGCACAUGCAGACCAUAAGCGGCCUGAACAAGAAGAACAGGGUCAAUUCCUACGACAUCGACAACAUCGUGAUACCGUACAGCGUGGCCGCGUCCACCAGGGUCGAGAAGUUGCAGUACAAGGAGAUCCUCACGCCCAAGUGGCGAAUCGCUGACGACGUGUGCAUCAAGUAUGAUUACAAGAACAACGGUACCAUCAAGGAAGCGGACGAUGAUAACGACACCGAGGACCUGUCCGAGGAGGCCGUCAUCCUCCGUCACGACAAGUGCGAGCAGGACGAGCGCAAGAAGUUCCUCAGCUACCUCAAGGUGCCGGUCGGCUACGGACGCGCGCGCUCCCACAAGCGCACCGACAGCCGGGCGGAAUCGAGCGACACGAACACGCCCGAUCCGAUGUCGCCGCAUCCCGCCGACGGCCACGAGGCGCCGAAGGACGGGGGCGGCGGCUCGCCGAUGGCGAGCCCGCCGCCGACGCCGGCGCAGGACGAGCCGGCCGCGCCGCCCGCCCACCACAUACCGUCGAUCAGCGUGCUGCGCAGGAGGACGUUCUCGCGGGGCGUCGGCGCGGCCGCCAAGGACAAGGAGGCGGCGGCCAGGGAGGAGAACCGGUGCAACACGCCCGACCAUCCGGAGGUGCAGCCGUUCGAGAGGAGGUGCUUCCCCCUGGACGAUCAGGUGUACGACGACAUGGUCAAGAGCAUGCCGGAGGAUCAUCAGCAACUGAGAACCAACGUCCAAUCCCAAGACACGCACGAAGAUUGCGACAGCGCUUCCGGCGGCGUCGGAGGCGGUUACAUCGACUCGAAGGUCGGAUCGCCCGGUAGCGAAUCGACGGAGUCUGCGCUGGCCGACGAGGAUCCGAACGAUCCCGAAUGGAUCGACGUCGAGCGGACGUCCAGAGAGCGUCAAAGAAGAUAAGAUAAACGUCAUCGGGUCUCGGUAUGACGAGUUCGAUUUUCUUUUUUUCCCCCCACCCUUCUCACCACCACCCCCCCCAA
This is a messenger RNA of Coccinella septempunctata (seven-spotted ladybird), 4142 nucleotides long. It is a transcript of the gene nsl1, whose product is annotated as KAT8 regulatory NSL complex subunit 1. The record is from RefSeq and is a predicted model, not a curated record. Bases 781 to 4062 code for a protein of 1093 amino acids. NCBI's taxonomy places the organism in Eukaryota, Metazoa, Arthropoda, Insecta, Coleoptera, Coccinellidae. Gene Ontology annotation, molecular function: histone acetyltransferase binding. The transcript has 7 exons. Gene Ontology annotation, cellular component: NSL complex.